This is a messenger RNA of Xiphophorus maculatus (southern platyfish), 2305 nucleotides long. RefSeq names its product calpain-1 catalytic subunit-like. The record is from RefSeq and is a predicted model, not a curated record. Gene Ontology annotation, molecular function: calcium ion binding; calcium-dependent cysteine-type endopeptidase activity. The coding region runs from base 121 to 2196 and encodes 691 amino acids. Gene Ontology annotation, cellular component: cytoplasm. NCBI's taxonomy places the organism in Eukaryota, Metazoa, Chordata, Actinopteri, Cyprinodontiformes, Poeciliidae. Gene Ontology annotation, biological process: proteolysis. The transcript is spliced from 22 exons.
UUGAUUGUAAAAGGACUUACUGACAGAUUUCCAGCCCUGAAAGCCAGAACACCUGUUGCUCUGUUCUCCGUCUGAUCGGAACGUUUUCUCCAGAACCCGUGAGACCCCGAACCAGCAGCCAUGCCUCUUCACGGUGUGUGUAAGAACAUCAUGAGCGCUCGGCAGAAGGAACACGGCUAUGGGACAUCACAGAACCCGGACCGGUUCCAACAGCAGGACUACCUGCAGCUGAAACGGUUCCUCCUGACCCAAAACAAGCUGUUCAGAGACGAGACGUUCCCUCCGGACCAGCGCUCCAUCGGCCAGGGCAAGCUGGAGCCGGCGGAGCUGGCUCAGGUGCAGUGGCUCAGACCAAGAGACAUUUUGAUGUCCAAUCCGUUCUUCAUCCUCGAUGGCGUCUCCAGGUUUGACUUCGGUCAGGGACAAGUUGGAAACUGCUGGUUCCUGGCGUCUCUCGGAGCGCUGACCUUCCACAAAGAGAUCUUCAAGCUGAUUGUUCCUCUGGACCAGACCUGCGUGGGGAAGGACUACUGUGGGCUGUUUCACUUCAGGUUCUGGAGGUUUGGGAAGUGGGUGGACGUGGUGAUUGACGACAAGCUGCCAACAAUCAAACGGAAACCCAUCUUUGCCCGUUCCAAAGACGAGCGUGAGUUCUGGCCCGCUUUGCUUGAGAAGGCCUACGCCAAGGUUUGCGGAUCCUAUGCGGAUAUGACGUCUGGGACUCCGGCAGAGGCCAUGAGGGACUUCACCGGCGGCGUCCACAUGUGCAUCCAGCUGUCAGAUCCUUCCCCUGAUCUCUGGAAGCUCCUGUGCAGAGCCGGACGCUCCAGGACGUUCAUGAGCUGCAGCACCAUCCCAAAAACGGAAACAACUUCUGGCGACAGGCUACCGAACGGACUGGUCCCGGGCCACGCCUACACGGUGACGGGUCUGAAACAGCUGCAGAGCCAGGAGACGGAGGUGAACCUGGUGCGCCUGUGGAACCCCUGGGGGCACGGAGAGUGGAACGGAGACUGGAGCGACAAGUCUCCUCUGUGGCGAAGCGUCAGCACAAAGGACCGCGAAAAGUGCCUCACUGUGGAGAAUGAUGGAGAGUUUUGGAUGAGCCUGGAGGAUUGCUGCAGAUAUUACACCAACAUUGAAAUCUGCGGCAUGAGACCCGACUUCCUGGACGAAGAACCGGCCUGCCACUGGAAGACGUCCAUGUACGAGAACCGCUGGGUGGCAGGAACCACGGCUGGAGGCUACAUCAACCACAAAGAGACUUUCUGGACCAAUCCCCAGUAUCGGAUCAAGGUCUGCGGAAAAACCGAUUCCUCUCAGACCAGGAAUACUCUGGUGUCUCUCAUGCAGAAGUCGGACAAGAGGAACAGGCGUUUGGCGCAGCUCUUCUUCAUCGGCUUCAUCAUCUUUGAGGUGUCAGAAAAAGAUGAGAAACGCGCUGGAAAGUUCCCAGCAUCGUUCUUCAGCAGCCAUAGACCCGUUGCCCAAACCAGGAAGUUGAUGAAGUCCCGUGAAGUGACGGAGUUCCUCACGCUGAAGCCCGGAGAAUACGUCAUCGUGCCGUGCACCAACGAGCCCAACCAGACCGCCUCCUUCCUCCUGACCAUCUUCUCCCGGGAGGAGACCCGCUGCUAUGAAAACUCUGGACACAAUUUGAACAAUCCAGUUGAAAAGGCGAAGAAAGAGAAAAACUGCCAGGAUGUUGAAAAGAAAAUGCUACUCUUCCGUCAGUACUCAGACAAGUAUGAAGAAGUCGAUGCUGAGCUCCUGCAGCAGCUUCUGAAAGGUGACCUGAUAUCAGGAAGCUUUAGCAUCGAUGCAUGUCGCAGCAUGGUGGCUCUGAUGGAUGAAUCUGGAGAUGGAAAGCUGGACAGUCAGGAGUUUGGCUAUCUGUGGCACAAGGUUAUGAAAUAUAAGCGAGUUUUUGCCAAAAUGGAUGUUUCUCAAACGGGAACGCUGUCACUGACGGAGCUGAGGAACGCUUUGAGAGACUCAGGUAUGAGCAUCAGCGAUGAACUGCUUAACCUGAUGGUGGUUCGUCACGGCGCCUCCUCGGGUCACAUGACCCUGGAGAACUUCAUCAGCCUCAGCCUCCGCCUGAGCCGCAUGAACAAAAUCUUUACGGAGCUGUCGGAUGGGAGAAACGUCACGCUGUCCAGGUCAGAGUGGCUGUUUCUCUCCAUGUACACCUGACCCAGCAGGUAGAAGACAGGAGAGAAGAUCUGCAGAAACACUUUGUUGGAAUUUCAGAGGAAAUUAAACUUUUUUACUCUUUUUUAUAAAAACCUUCUGUGGCGAUUUA